AAGAAAAAAAAAAAAGUGGAAAAGGUUUGAUUUGAGGUUUUGAAGACGAAACCUCCUCUUCCUCAAUCUUCCCUGAUAUGCUCAUUCUCUUCAGGUUCGUACUCCGUUUCCUCUACCGAUCAUUUUCGAAAGCCAUGGGUUGCUUCUUUGGUUGUUUCAGGAUCAGAGAAGACCGACGCCUCCCUACUUCUCAGCUUGUUGCCGAUCGUUCCCGUUCCAAAUCUGCUGAUGCCUUGGUAUCUCGAAAUCGUCUAUCGUCAUUGUUUUUAUCCGAAGAGAAAGAAGAUUCUCCACGCGAUGAGACGGUAAAAGUAGGUUUGGGAUCUCAGAUGGAUGACAAGGCGCUCAAGGAUGAGGCUAAGUUUCUUAAAGCAUGCGGUACGUUAGCCGGGACCCCUGCUGAAAUCCGGAAAGCAUCUGGGAAACUGAAAUCGUCACCUUCUUGUAGCAAGGAAUCUGAAUCUUCACGGUUUCAUUCUUGGCUUCCUAAUGCUCCUGUCGUGAAGCUCCAGAUGGAUGCUCAGCCUUUUGAUCCCCCAACUCCCAUAAAACCGGGUGAAGAAUGGCGAGAUGGCAGGGAUUCUUUAGACCGCACUCCAAGCAGCUGUAUCUCCAAUGCACAAUACACCGAAAGUGACUCUGUUGACUCAGCUGAAGGAAGUGGAGCAAGAAUCCUUUAUUCUGUCGGCCAGACUUGUGAUAAUCGAUCUGAAAAAAGUGCAGCUUCAGUUUCGCCUUGGCCAACGGUGGCAGACAUUCAGAGGAAGAACAAGUCUGUACGUUUUGAAUGCGAUGCUGAUUCUUCCUGUGGGAGUUCUUCUGAAUAUGGUGGAGGUCAUACGAAGAAAUCAGGGUCACCAAACAAUCAGAGUGCACACAAACCAUCACCUUAUGCAACCCCAAGGAAACUAUCUGAUGAAAUGCAAACACCUGGAACCGUGUACCCUGCAACUAUAGAAGAUUUUCCUAAUGGCAAGCCUCGGGUUAGGUCCCAGUUUGUGUAUUCAUUUCACGGAACAAGUGAGAACGUCUCUCGGUGCAAAGUGCUUGAGGAAGAAGAUUUAAACUCUGAGCAAGAUUCAAGUGAUAUGAGAUCUCAUGAGCCGCCUCAAAAUGCAACUCCAACAACAGAGCAGUCAAAGCAACACUCAUCUGAAAAUGAAUCUAAAGUGGAAGAAAGUUUAUCUGCUUGGUUGAAGCCGGCAGCAGUCAUUGAGGAAGAGAGAAGGAAGAGAAUGGAGGCAGCUUAUAGUCAAAUUCCUAAUUCUCGUAAAACUCCUGCAGAUAGGCCUAUCAUUGGGAUGGUUGCAGCUCACUGGAACGAAGAAGAGGAAUCUGAUGUUCCUCCCCCAAAGUGGUGGGAUGGCAAGGGCAUACCAAAUUCAACGAACAAGUACAAGGAAGAUCAGAAAGUAAGUUGGCAUGCAACACCCUUUGAAGAGAGGUUGGAGAAGGCGCUGUCUGAGGACAGCGUUGUGCCUCAAAGGAAGAAUGUAUGUGGAAAGCCCAUUGCUUUUGAUGACAAUGAAGAAAGUGAUACAGCUCUAUCUCAGAUGCAAACCUCAAGUCAUCCACAAUCUGUGGUAACAUUCUGAUAAAUGUAAUCAGCUGCUCAUUCUCCUUUGUGCUGUAGUCUGCCUUAUAAGUGAUUAGUUGGUUUGUAAUGUGGGUGAUAGCAGAAAUUGAAUUACCAAUCCCAUUAUAAACAGCUUUUGGUGGUAAGGCAGGCUGGCUAACAAGCGUGACAGCGCUUGCGUUGUACAAAAGUAAUGGGUAUUGGGCUAUCGGAACUCAUGUUCCGCGGACUUUUAUUAAUUUACUGUGCAAAGCACAUUAAUUUAUUAUGUUCUCAUUCAAAGAACUAUAACAAGCAUUAAAGAAUUUCUCUAAA
Molecule: messenger RNA, 1891 nt
Organism: Neltuma alba
Lineage: Eukaryota; Viridiplantae; Streptophyta; Magnoliopsida; Fabales; Fabaceae
Product: protein JASON
Exons: 7
Coding region: 78-1595 (505 amino acids)
Biological process (GO): male meiosis II
Source: RefSeq, a predicted model, not a curated record